Messenger RNA from Eriocheir sinensis (Chinese mitten crab), 3895 nucleotides. It is a transcript of the gene ScsbetaG, whose product is annotated as succinate--CoA ligase [GDP-forming] subunit beta, mitochondrial-like. The record is from RefSeq and is a predicted model, not a curated record. Gene Ontology annotation, cellular component: mitochondrion; succinate-CoA ligase complex. Bases 37 to 1314 code for a protein of 425 amino acids. Gene Ontology annotation, molecular function: succinate-CoA ligase (GDP-forming) activity; ATP binding. Gene Ontology annotation, biological process: tricarboxylic acid cycle; succinyl-CoA metabolic process. Lineage: Eukaryota; Metazoa; Arthropoda; Malacostraca; Decapoda; Varunidae. The transcript has 12 exons.
UCAAGAUCAAGAUCGAGACACAUUGUAAACACGACCAUGGCUGCCGGCGGAGUCCUGAGGGGCUUUUCAAGGGCUGGAUUCAGGCCUCUACAAGCACUUAUUUCUCCCAACUAUCAGGUUCCCGUGCGGCACCUCAACCUCCUGGAGUACCAGAGCAAGGUGCUGCUGGACAACCACGGCGUGACGGUACAGCGCUUCCGCAUCCUGGACUCGGCCAAGGGUGCUGUCGAGGCCUCCAAGGACCUGAAUGCUGCUGAGUACGUUGUGAAGGCCCAAAUCCUGGCUGGCGGGCGAGGGAAGGGACACUUUGACAAUGGGUUCAAGGGGGGAGUCCACCUCACCAAGGAGUGUGAGGAGGUGGCAUCGCUAGUGGAGAAGAUGGUUGGGCAUCGCCUGGUCACCAAACAGACCCCCAAGGAGGGCAUUGUGGUCAACAAGGUGAUGGUUGCGGAGUCGGUGGACAUCCUCAGGGAGACCUACUUCUGUAUCCUCAUGGACAGAGAGCACAACGGACCGGUGCUCAUUGCCAGCCCCGACGGAGGUAUGGACAUCGAGGAGGUGGCUGCCAAGACCCCAGACCGCCUCCUGACACUCCCCAUCGACAUCACUGAAGGGCUAACAGACGACAAGGCGGGCAAGGUGGCGGACUUCCUCAAAUUUGAAGGGGCGCUCAGGGAGAAGUGUGUGAAGGAGGUUAAGAAUAUCUGGGGCAUGUUCCUGGCCGUGGACGCUACACAGAUAGAGAUCAACCCCCUCAUUGAGACGCCGCAGGGCCAGGUGGUCGCCGUGGAUGCCAAGAUACAGUUUGACGACAAUGCUGAGUUCAGGCAGAAGGACAUCUUUGGGCUUGAGGACUUCAGCGAGAGUGACCCGCGUGAGGUGGACGCUGCCAGCCACAACCUGACCUACAUCGGCAUGGACGGAAACAUUGGCUGUCUGGUGAAUGGCGCAGGGCUGGCCAUGGCCACCAUGGACAUCAUCAAGCUGCACGGCGGCUCCCCGGCCAACUUCCUGGACCUGGGCGGUGGCGUGCAGGAGCACCAGGUGGAGCACGCCCUCAGGAUCCUCACCUCAGACAAGUCGGUGAAAGCCAUCUUCAUCAACAUCUUCGGAGGCAUCGUUAACACGGCCACCAUCGCCUCGGGCCUCGUCAAUGUGUUCAAGACGGCAAGGAUUGACGUGCCCCUGGUGGUGAGGCUACAAGGAACCAACGUCGACGAGGCCAAGCGCAUCCUGGCUGAGUCCGGCUGCCCCAUUCAGACAGCGAGCGACCUGGACGAGGGCGCGAAGAAGGCUGUGGCGGCCAUCAGCUAAGGCACCCCAGCUUAGGCCCUUCCUCGACACCUCAAGAACUGCCGAGCGUACAAAUCCAAGGUGACCGAAACCCCAUAGCUGUUUUUACUGAGGUUUACGAAUGAAGAUAGACGCAGAACAGGACGAUUAAAUAGAGAAUAAGAAUAAGGAAGAUAUAUAAGGGAAGAAUGAUGAUGUAAGGAGUGAAUUAAGAAGUCAGCAGGUUGUUUCAGGGGAAGCUGUUUUAUGUAUGUGAAUCAGGGUUUGGGUCACCUUGAAAUCAUAGUAGCUUCCAUCUUUCGACAAGGUGGUGUUUAGUGACUUAUCUUGCCUCCACUUGGCCGCUGCAUCUUUUAUUCAACCAGUAAUAAGUUUGUUUUUAUUUCCGAAAGCUCAAAAAGUAUCGUGCAAGGCAAUACAUAGAAAGAUCAAAUAUGUGUUCUCGGUUCAUCCUCGUCAAAUGGGUGUUUCUAAGUGAGUAUUUCAAUGUUCUCUCCUCCACUAAGCAGCUGCGUCUUUUAUUCAACCAGUAAUGCCUUUGUUUUUAUUUCUAGAAGCUCAAAAAGUAAUGUAAAAGUUAAUAUGUAGAAAGAUCAAUGCUGUGUUCUCGGUUCAUCCUCGUCAAAUGGGUGUUUUCAAGGGAGUAUUUCAAUGUUCUCGCCUUCACUAAGCAGCUGCGUCUUUUAUUCAACCAGUAAUUCCUUUGUUUUUAUUUCUAGAAGCUCAAAAAGUAAUGUAAAAGCUAAUAUGUAGAAAGAUCAAUGCUGUGUUCUCUGUUCAUCUUCGUCAAAUGGGUGUUUUCAAGUGAGUGUCGAGCGUUCUUGGUUGUUCUCAGUGAGUGCGAGAGUUAAGUUAAGUGUGGCAGACAUAGGCGUACGGAUCCCUUCUCAUCUGGGGCGGCUGAAAAAUGUUUUGCCUGUAAGUUCAAGUGUUACGUAAAGCCUAAAAUAUCAAAUUGAACUGAGUAAUGAGUAUGUAUGGGCUGUACUUUUAAUGUAAUACUAAGCACAUAAUAGCUGUUACUCAAACCUAUCACUCAAGGGCUAGAUAUGACUCAUGAGCCGCCAGUUCGAUAGUCCUGCCAGGCUGCUGCGAUGGCUACUCUGCUUGAAAAAUCUGUCUGCCCAUCCCUCGGCUUGUACCCCUCAAGGUGCCUUCUGCGUCCUAACACUGGUGGCUUGGGGCUGCUUGGUCUGGCUAUGAGGGGAACAAGAGUGCUUAUAAAGAGGCCUUAACUAAUGUAUGAAUCUUUUAAGUAAGAUAACCAGGCAUGUGGAGCUUGAAGAGAUGUGUUAACCAUUGAUUGAACCUCGUGUUGAAAUCAUUGAGAAAACACAUUGUCAGCUUAAAGAGUCAUAAAAGGGAGUAUGUUGCAGGGGGUAGCUAUGGAUUUGGGGCCUUAACUAAUGUGUCAGAGCUUCAAGAGACCUGUUAACCAUUGAUUGAACCUCCUCUUGCUAGCUUAAGGUCAUGAAAUCAUUGAGAACACACAUUGUCAGCUUAAAGAGUCAUAGAAGGGAGUAUGUUGCAGGGGGUAGCUAUGGAUCUGGGGCCUUAACUAAUGUGUCAGAGCUUCAAGAGAACUGUUAACCAUUGAUUGAACUUCCUCUUGCUUGCUUAAGGUCAUGAAAUCAUUGAGAAAACACAUUGUCAGCUUAAAGAGUCUUAGAAAGUGUGUGUGAAAAUGUUUAAAAAUAGACCUUUGUGAGAGGAGUUCAGUCAACCAAACCAGUCCAGCUUCAUGUAUCCAGUGUUCAAUUAUUUUUUAUAUAAUUCCUGUUUGUUAAGUCUGUAUUAUAACUCCCAGAUGACUUAGUGGGCACUGAAAUGUUGAAAAAUAGACCAUUGUGAGUGUGUUCAGACAGCCUUCCACAUCAGCCCAGCUUCCUGUAUCCAAAUUUUUUAUAUAAUUCAUGUUUUGUAGGUCUAUAUAAUUAUUUCCAGAUGACUUAGUGGGCUCCGUAAUGUUAAAAAAUAGACCAUUGUGAGUGUGUUCAGACAGCCUACCACAUCAGUCUGGCUUCCUGUAUCCAAAUUUUUUAUAUAAUUCCUGUUUUGUAGGUCUAUAUAAUUCUUCCCAGAUGACUUAGUGGGCACCAAAAUGUUUAAAAAUAGACCAUUGCGAGUGUGUUCAGACAGCCUACCACAUCAGCCCAGCUUCCUAUAUCCAAAUCUUUAUAUAAUUUCUGUUUUGUAGGUCUAUAUAAUUAUUUCCAGAUGACUUAGUGGGCACCAAAAUGUUUAAAAAUAGACCAUUGUGAGUGUGUUCAGACAGCCUACCACAUCAGUCUGGCUUCCUGUAUCUAAUGUUUUGUAGGUCUAUAUAAUUACUUCCAGAUGACUUAGUGGGCUCCGUAAUGUUAAAAAAACUAGUGUUAAUUCAGACAGCCUACCAAACCAGCCCAGCAUCCUGUAUCCAAAUCUUUAUAUAAUUCCUCUUUGUUAAUUAUGUCUAUGUUCUUCUAUAAAACCUGAAUGGUGCAUAAUUUCCCUUAGUGCAAUUUUGUUAUUCGUUAUUCAUUCCAGUUUUUAUUGUUGAUGAGGAAGGAUCGAGUGAGUGUCUCCAUCGGUCCUUGUUAAUAUAAUAAAUAUAUUUAAUGUA